Molecule: messenger RNA, 2286 nt
Organism: Athene cunicularia (burrowing owl)
Lineage: Eukaryota; Metazoa; Chordata; Aves; Strigiformes; Strigidae
Gene: SYNPO
Product: synaptopodin
Exons: 4
Coding region: 1-2286 (761 amino acids)
Biological process (GO): positive regulation of actin filament bundle assembly; modification of dendritic spine; spine apparatus assembly
Cellular component (GO): spine apparatus; Z disc; stress fiber
Molecular function (GO): actin binding
Source: RefSeq, a predicted model, not a curated record
AUGGGGUGGGACAGGAAAGGUCUGUCCCGCAGCGCCAGCCUCUCCGAGAAGGAGCUGAAGGAGGCGAAGGCGCGGAGCCGGAGGAUCGCGGCGCAGCUCACCACGGCACCCAGCCCCAGCUCCAAGGGUGUUCUGCUCUUCAACCGCCGCAAGCAGCGCGUCGAUGGGCUCGCCGAGGCCGGGCAUGGUGGGGGGCUGCCGCUGAGCCCUGUGCCGCAGCCUCGGCAAGCAGUCAUGGAGGAAGGCAAGGGACAGGGGACAAAGCUGGCUCCUGACCAGCCCAGCAUCCUGGGAGAGGGGCUGCGGGCGAACGCCUCCCUGUGCCGGGAGGUGCCAGCUGAAGCCCAGCAGGUCCCACUUAGUGUCUACCUGAAGGAGAACAUGCCAUCGGCCACCACCAAUGGUGUGCAGGAGCGGGCGGCCAGCGGGUUGGAGAGUGGGGUCGGGGGGCUCAGGGAAGCAGGAGCCCCAGUGGAGACGAGCACAGUGGCUCUUGUCCUGCCACAGAACCCCGGGGAGAGGAAGAACAGCGAGGUGCCCAGCGAGGUGCCCAGCGCGCCAGCAGGGACAGCCACGGGGACAGCAGCCCCAGCCCGCCAGCAGCAGAACGGGGCGCAGGGCCGGCAGUACUAUGAGGUCCAUCUCACCCUGGCCAAGCCCAAGCCUGUGAAGAACCGGACAGCCAGACCCUUCGGCACCCAGGCGUCCCCCACCAGCAGCCAGCCCACGGAGGGACCCCCUGCCACCGAGCUGCCCCCACCACCCACCUAUGCGGAGACCCUGAGCAGCCCACCGCCACUUACCCGCGUCCGCUCGCCCCCCGCCUACUCAGCCCUGUACCCUCCCCGGGAGCAGAAGAUGCUGCCAGGUCCCCCCCUGAGCUGUGGUGUGAGCGGACCAAACCCCUUGCCCAAAACAGGGAUCCUGGAGGAGUCGGCUGCCCGGAGAGCCGGCAAAAAGUCCAUGUUCACCUUUGUUGAGAAGCCAAAGCUGGGCCCCAACCCUGAUCUGCUGGACCUGGUCCAGAGCGUGGACAGCAGGAAGAAGCAGAAGGAGCAGGGGGAGCCCAGUGCUGAGGACGAGCCCUUCGCCCUCGGGGCUGAAGCCGCCAACUUUGUCCCCAACAGUGCACCCAGGGGUGGGCAGCACCUCCCACCAGCCGAUGAUGCACCGGCGUGGUCCUCCUGCCUCAAGUCUCCCACUAUCCAGCCCAAGCCGAAGCCGCAGCCCAGCCACAACCUCAGUGAAGCAAGAGGAAAGGGGGCUGAGCUCUUUGCCCGCCGGCAAUCCAGGAUGGAGAAGUUCAUCAUUGAGGCUCCCUCACAGCCUGACAUACUGCGGUCCCCGUCACCCACCAUGUCCCUGCCUCCCUCCUGGAAGUAUGAUGCCAACAUUUGCCUGUCACCCAUGAUCUCCAGACACCCCUCCAAGAGUCCCUCCAGGCCUUCCAAAACCCCCCCAGCAUCUCUGUAUGGCAGCAACCUGAUGGAGAACGAGGUGUCUCAGAAGGAGCUGGAGAUCUCCAAGCAGCAGCCCUACCAGCUCCAGUCUUCACUCUUCAUCCUCUCCCCAUCCAAGGGGCCUGCGAGGUCCAUGCCCCAGGAGGUGCCUCCACCCAGACCCUCUCUCCCCGACGCCUACCCCUACUCCCAGCAAACCUCCUGCCCGACCUCUCUGUUGCCUCCUUCCCCCAUUUGGCAUCCCCCCACUGUGCCCAGCACCGGCCAGACCACCUCCAGCCCCUUCCACAGCACCACUGAGGAUCUGACCCUGACUCAGGGCAGCCAUGCUGGUCCCGGAGCCCCGACUGAAGUGCUGCUGGCCUCCCCGUGCCGCCUGCUGCCAUCCCGAGCAAAGGGAGGCUUCCAGGCACCCCGGCCCUCCUACUCCACCAGGAACGCCGGCAUAGAGCCGCAGGAAAGGCGGCCGUCCCUCCCCGCCUCGCCCACCUGGACACCCCGGUUGGCGCGGCGCCCUGGCAGCCUGGACGGCUGGGCCAGCCCGGCCUCGGUGCCUGAGCUGGAUGAGGGACCCCCCAUGUCCCCGCCAUGGAGCGAGAGGUCCCUGUCCCCGCUGCGGCAGGACGCCGACCCUCGGGCCAGCCGGCAGAUGCAAGCGCGGCUCGCCAGGAACAUCAUCAACGCUGCCCGGAGGAAGAGCUCUUCUCCCAAAGCCGUGGGGCCGGAGGGCUCCCGGCCCUUCACCCCCAUCCCUGCCGGGUUCUUCGGGAAAGGUGCACAGCCUCAGCCUGAGCAGAGGGACGUGAGAUGCAUCAAACAGGGCUGA